Messenger RNA from Teleopsis dalmanni, 5738 nucleotides. RefSeq lists its product as uncharacterized. The record is from RefSeq and is a predicted model, not a curated record. Gene Ontology annotation, molecular function: protein binding. Bases 2166 to 5129 code for a protein of 987 amino acids. The transcript has a single exon. Gene Ontology annotation, cellular component: plasma membrane. NCBI's taxonomy places the organism in Eukaryota, Metazoa, Arthropoda, Insecta, Diptera, Diopsidae.
GUCAGUUUCGAUAAACCAUGCCGAAUGGUUGGGUAAAUUUCAUAUCGCGGCUUAAAUAAAAUCAUUUUAUUUAUAUCAAAAAUAUUGACUAAAGAUAUUUUGCUAAGUGUAACACGCACUACACAGUAUCACGAAUUUUUUGAAGUGUAGAGUGAAGUGAUUUUAUGUGUGCUAUCUCAAACUGACAUGCAAUGAGUGAAAGACCCAUUUUAAGUUGCCAAAUCCAAACAAUAACCAAAAUAUAAUAACGAAGCAAAUAAGUAAAUUAAAUUAUUAAAGUAAACGGAAAGCUUGAUUUGAACUAUUUUUGUCGAUUUUCCGAUGAUUUUGGGAAAAAACGGAAAUUAGUGUUUGCAUGUAUUUCGUGGUUGAAAAUGUAUGAUAGCCUUCGCACGCAUCCAUUCAUUCAGUAAAUUAAAUUGAAAUUUCGGCUUUGAAUUGUAACGGUCAGCGGGGUAGGGAUAUAACGGUGGUGUACCGCUUUGGUGCGAAGCGUUUGCUGUGUGUGUUCGGCGGGUGUGUUUAGAUUUUCGUCAAGAUUUUCGUUUUUUUUGUAUUGAACAUACGUACCAAAGUAGGGCCCAAUGAUAGAGUCCAGUCUCAGGCAACUGGCCGAGUAAAAUAGAAUUUCGCGUGUUGAAAAUUUCGGUUGCGAACUAAAACGCAAACAGGAAAAGGGCAUUAAUAUAAGCCGCCAAAGGAUUAUCAGUGAUAAAGCUAACCUAUUCCUAUGCGAAUCUGUAAACAAAUUACACAAACCUAACAACAACAAACAAAAAAUAUAAAAAAAAUAAAACAAUAAAACAAAAAAACAAAAAAACAUAUAAGCAGUAGCGAAAACAAUAGUAGGAAUUUUUUGUGCUAAUUACAAUAUAACAUGAAACAGAGAAGCGGUCGAAACGAGACCAAGUGAAAUUUGCUAAUUUCAACCGAUAUUUCGGAUAUGUUAAACUUGAGUAGCAUAGACGUGAAAAUGUCCAAGUAUAAGAAUAAAUCAAUUUCCCAGCGAAAUAUUUUUGGCCAAGCGUCAUUCCCUGUAGAUGAAAAUCAUGCUGAAGGCAUAUAAGCUCAGCAGGAUUACUAGUGCAACAAGCUCCCAAAGUUAUUUCCUUCGGCCACAGCCACAGCCACAGCCACAGCUAGACGAAGUAAAAUAAACUAGAACUUCAGAAAGAAAUAUCAAAAAAAUCCAUAAAGUAAGUCAGAAAACUGAAAGCCAGAACUUGACGUGAUUUAAGAACAUUAAAGCAUUUUUAUUUAUUUUAACUUUUGUUUUGUGGAUUUUGUUUUUUUUUUGAAUAAAAACUCUUUGUGAAAACCAUUCGCGUAAAACUACCAAGAAAGCUAAACAAUUGCAGAGCCAUUAUUGUGAUUAUUAGAACUGCUUAAAGCCGUAAACCUAUUAAAAUAACUUAUAUCCCAUGAACAAAAAUAAUGCAUAUAUCAAAGUAAUAUAGUAAUAUGUCUUAAUUUAUUCACACCGAGCUCAGAAAGAACAGAACUGAAGUACCUAAACCAAUGAACAAAUGAACAAAUGAACAAAUGAACAAAGUGAGCGGAAAAUAUGUUAAAGUAAACAAAUUUUUUUUAUUUUUAUUUUUGUAUUUUGAAUAUUUGACUUUAUUUUCGGGGCUUGCAAAAAUAAAUGGAGCCCUGUACUAUGCUUAAGUCUAAAUAAAUUCUUUGACAAAGUACACAAAUCAUAAAGCAGCAGCUAGUAAAGUGCACAAAGAAAUGUGGUAAGCAACGCAUGUGGCAGGUCCUGCACACUAAGGACAACAUAUCAACAUUCAGCAUAUCCUAAAGCUGAAUUGCCAUAACAUAUCGUAUCGCAUAUAUUUACAUACUAUAUAUAAAAUUAUCUACAUAUAUAUAAUAAUAUAUAAAAGAAAAUAUAAUAAAGAGAAAAUAAUACUGUACAAAGAAUAAAGUCAGGCAUAUCUCAGAAACUCGCACAAACUCAGAAAAAAUAACAAGAAUAUAAAUUUCAAAGCAAAAAUGUUAAUUCCUCACCCUCACAUAACUAGCGUUAGGGUGUAGGGUGGUAUACGUAUUGCUACAACAAAAACAAUAAAAACAACAAAAGCAACAAAACAGUUAAGUAAGUAGCAACUGAACUAACUAGAAUCUUGUUAAAUAUUUACAAUAAAAAAAAAUUCAACAAAAUGUCAAAAUAUAAAAGCAUAAGCCAAAUUGUGAACGUAGCGCACAUAAAGCAACAACAAAGGCUAACUUGCAGCCCUAGCAGCAGCGUCUGCAGCAAUAGCAACAACAACAACAAUAGCAACGGCAACAGCACUAAAAAUGACAAGCAAAGGAGCGUCAAGCACAUUAGCUCCACUUGUAGAUUUAACAGUAUUAAAAGAAAGAUUGCUCAUACGCGCAAUUCAUGCAGUCCAUGCAAUUUGAAGAAUCAGCACAAACCAUGCUUCCUGGUCUGCAGUGCUUAUUUUUGCGUCUCCAUGCUGUGCAUUACAGCUAUGGUGCCGUCAGUGGUAGCCUCACGUUACUUACAUCAUGGCCACUCACGCUAUUCUGGCGGCAGUAGUAGCAAUCGCGGUUCAUCCUAUCCACUUGACAGUCAUGUGUCGUACUCGCGUAGUCACCACGCUACCGCUAAACAUCCACCAAUGAAUAAUAAUAUAAAUAACAACAACAAAAACAACAAUGAUGUAUAUUCGGUCGCUGACAGUCAAGCAAUGACCGAUGACUACAUGGCACAGUUCGGCGACCCACAGCCACAAUCACAGCCGAGGAAUCUAUUACCAAAUCCUGAUGGAAACUUUCCAAGUUGUCAGACGGUUUGCUUUUGUAAGUGGAGAAAUGGUAAGCAAACCGUAGAAUGUAUUGAUCGUCACCUCAUUCAAAUACCAGAUACCAUAGAUCCUAGUACGCAGGUAUUAGAUUUGUCUGGCAACAAUUUACAAACGCUCUCCAGUAAGCUAUUUAUACGCGCAAAUUUGUUGAACUUGCAACGCCUAUUUUUACGAAAUUGUCGUAUAGGUGUAAUUGAGCUGGACGCUUUCGAAGGUCUAACGAACUUGAUAGAAUUGGAUUUGUCACAAAACCUCUUAGUAAAUGUGCCCACAGAUCAAAUAAGUCUUAUAACAUCAUUACGCGAUCUUAAUCUGUCACAGAAUCACAUACCAAAACUUGAGUCGAGAGUGUUUGCAAGAAAUACUGCUAUACAUAAACUGGAUCUAUCCUAUUGUGAGAUGAAGAUAAUAGCUCCAGAAGCAUUUUAUGGACUUAAUCUAAUAAUACAAUUACGUUUAAACGGUAAUAAACUUAAUGUGUUUCCACCAAAUUUGACUGAGUCAUUAAACUCUCUGCAUAACAUUCAAAUUCACGAUAAUCUCUGGCAAUGUGAUUGUCGUUUGCGAGAACUAAAGAAUUGGUUAGUAGUUAAAAAUAUACCAUAUCCGGUCGCGCCUUUGUGUGCGGGUGGGCCGGAGAGACUCAUUAAACGCACAUUUUCCGAUCUACAAGUUGAUGAUUUUGCUUGCAAACCUGAAAUGCAACCCAUUAACCACUACAUUGAAGCGAUUAUAGGGGAGAAUGCAACAAUAACAUGUCGUGCUAAAGCAGUACCUGCUGCAGUAAUUAACUGGUUUUGGAAUGGACGUUUACUGGGCAAUAAUAGCGGCUUUAACGCGUAUCAACGCAUUUACAUUUACGAAGAUGGCACCACUGCAAAGCGUUCGCGUCUCGUAUUGACCAAUGCGCAAGAAAUUGAUUCCAGUGACUUUUAUUGUGUCGCCGAAAAUCGUGCUGGUACUUCAGAAGCCAAUUUUACGCUACGUGUCACCAUUCGUCCAGCUGGCAUAGGUGCAUUGGGCAGUGGACAAAUUGUGGGUUUAAGUGCAGCAAUUGUUAUUUUCAUUGUAUCGGUUUUGAUGUUGAUAGCUUUCAUAUUAAUGCGUAUCAAAGGCCAACCGUUCCUCAGAAGCAAAACAUCAACUCAAGUCGAAGUUGUGACAAGUGUUAAUAAUCAGAAUACAAUCACAAAUAAAAUUCAGCCACCCGGUGGGAAUGGCAGUAUUGGUGGUAUUGUCAUUGCUAAUGGUGCUAUAUCCAAUUGUAUUGAUAGCAAUAUCACAAUUGAACGUAGAACUAGCGCAGUUAUCUGUAGUGCUGAUGGUAAAUUCGCAAACCCAGUGCAGAAGCCACCACGACUCAAUGAUUUUCCCUAUUCUAAUAACGGUUACGAAAACAGCGGCAGUGUGUUGUCUACAGCAGCUUGCUUCAUUUCACCCACAUCUUCUGCUGGCAACAACCCAGAUCUUAUUAACGAUACUAAACGCUUUGGUAGCGAUGAAUUUGUUGACCUGAAAAUACCUCCAAUUUUGACUUCUAAUUUGAAUACCGAACUAGGUGGUUCAAGUGGUGAAUACAGUCGCGCUGGUGGUUGUGAUUCCUUAUAUCCAUCAGGUUUAUGGGAAAAUCCACCGAAUGGUACUAGUUCAGCUGAUGAUUUGUUCCUUAAACGCUACAAUGAAAAGACACCCAUCAUUGAAUCUACACAAUUAUAUGACCUACAGGAACGUAAUACUAACUUAUUUAGCAAAACAUUUCCACGCACACAUUACAAUCUGCAAACAAACAUCGGUACCAACAAUAAUGGGCAUAAGAAUCCAUUGCCAUCCACUUCAAGUGCUGCACUUAUGGGUAUGGGCGCACAAUCAACAACCUCCACCGCAACAACUAAUUUGUCCAACUCUUCUGGCGCUAACAUUGGUGGCUAUCCAAAUGAUUACGGUUUACCUUUAGUACCCGGAGCUGAACACCAGCAUAAUCAUCAUCUUCAAAUGCAUCCCUUGCAACAAAUGCAACAACAGUUAGGCAAUUCUGGUGGCAGUGGCAGCAAUAAUGCUAGCCCCAACUUCAAUGUACGUCACUUACCACGCUUACACGAUAAUACCAGCAGCGCAAUGUCAUCUCACAUGCCCGGCACAUCCGGCUCCGGCAUUUUACCUAGUGGACAACCUGUCAAUGCUAAAACUAUACGUGUCUGGCAGCGUGGUGGCGUACCAGUGCUACCACCAGUCACCAAACUCAAUCACACACUCGGCAACAAGGUCUAUGGCAUACAAGAUGAUGGCUUCCCAGACGGCGGCACUGAUGUCUAAGCUGUUUUCCUAUUUAUACUAAACAAUUUUAAUUAAACUUCAUUAUAAUUUUUUAACAAAGUUCUAAAUAAUUUGCCGUGUAGACUUGUCAUAAUUAAAUCAAUUUCCUAAUUUAUUUAAUUUUACUACGAUAAUUUGAUUACGUCUAAAUUUGCAUUAAUUAUGCUCAUUCCUCCUAAUUAUCGUUUCUACCCAUCCCUUUGGAAACACAUGAAAUAUUUGGAGCAGAAAUGUUUUGUACUUUUAAUACGAGUAAGUAAGGCUAAGAGGAGCUAAGAAUUUGAAGUUGAAACUGAAGCCGAAGCCGAACUGAAGCCGAACUGAGGCCGAACUUAAGCUGAAAUUAGAAUUGAAGCAAAUUGAAGCCGAGCUUCAAAAGUUCGGUGAAAACGAGAUUGUGAUAGUGUUGCGUGAAGUUGCAGAUAAUAAUUAGAAAGAUGAAAUUACUUUCGAAGCAAAAAGUAUUAUAAUUAAUUUAUAAAAUAUUUAAACAAAUUUAAUUAAUUAAUUAAUUUAAUUAUAAUUUUCUUACACUUAAAUACAUACGUACUUACAUUCUUAAUUAAAAAAACAAAAGCAAUCUCUUUGCUUACAAAAUAAUUUCAUUAA